This is a messenger RNA of Phoenix dactylifera (date palm), 2029 nucleotides long. Its product is annotated as carotenoid cleavage dioxygenase 8 homolog B, chloroplastic-like. Gene Ontology annotation, cellular component: chloroplast. Gene Ontology annotation, molecular function: carotenoid dioxygenase activity. Lineage: Eukaryota; Viridiplantae; Streptophyta; Magnoliopsida; Arecales; Arecaceae. The record is from RefSeq and is a predicted model, not a curated record. Gene Ontology annotation, biological process: carotene catabolic process.
UGCAUCCUUUUUACUACACCAGUCCACCACCCAAGUCUCCAUGGCGUCUAUUUUGCUCUCUCCUGCCCUUCGACCCACUGCUAUCUGCCCUUCCACUACCUCGGAGUCGAACCGGUCCCUUCCAUCGAGACUCCAUUCGAUCCUUCCGAGGGGCCGACGUCGAGAAUUAGAGUCCCUCAAGGUCAGCGUCGCAACGGAGCCACGAAUCACCGUCCCAUUGCCGUCCGUUGAGACCCAACGCCGGGGCCAUGGGAAGCUCGCGGCUUGGACCAGCAUCCGGCAGGAGCGGUGGGAGGGGGAGCUGGUGGUAGACGGAGAGAUACCACUUUGGUUGAACGGUACCUACCUAAGGAACGGGCCCGGGCUAUGGAACAUAGAGGACUACGACUUCCGCCACCUCUUCGAUGGCUACGCCACCAUCGUCCGCCUCCGCUUCGACGACGGCCGGCUCCUCUUCGGGCACCGCCAAAUCGAGUCGGAGGCAUACAAAGCCGCCAUGAAGCACAAGCGCCUCUGCUAUCGCGAAUUCUCCGAAGCUCCCAAACCCGACAGCUUCCUCGCCUACGUCGGCGAGCUGGCUGGACUUUUCUCCGGCGCGUCCCUCACCGACAACGCCAACACCGGCGUCGUCAAGCUUGCCGACGGGCGAGUCGUCUGUCUCACCGAGACCAUCAAAGGCUCCAUCCAAAUCGAUCCCGACACGCUGGACACUGUCGGGAAGUUCGAGUACACCGACAAUUUGGGCGGUCUGAUCCACUCGGCGCAUCCCAUCGUGACCGACUCGGAGUUUUUGACCCUGCUGCCGGACUUGGUGAGGCCGGGGUACACGGUGGUGAGAAUGGCGCCGGGGACCAACGAGCGGAAGGUGAUCGGUAGGGUGAAUUGCCGGGGAAGCCCGGCGCCUGGGUGGGUGCACUCGUUUCCGGUGACCGAACACUACGUGGUGGUGCCGGAGAUGCCGCUAAGGUACUGUGCCCAAAAUCUUCUCAAGGCCGAGCCCACUCCACUAUACAAGUUCGAGUGGCACCCAGACUCCGGUAGCUACGUGCAUGUCAUGUGUAAAGCCAGUGGAAAAAUUGUGGCGAGUGUGGAGGUGCCACCUUUUGUUACGUUCCAUUUCAUCAAUGCAUAUGAGGAGCAGGACGAGGAUGGUAGGGUCACAGCCAUCAUCGCCGACUGCUGCGAGCACAACGCUGACCCAACGAUCCUCGACAAGCUUCGCCUUCAGAAUCUGAGGUCAUUCGCCGGCCAAGACGAGCUGCCGGAUGCUAGGGUGGGCCGUUUUCGGAUACCUUUGGAUGGAAGCCCAAUAGGUGAUCUGGAGGCAGCACUGGACCCAGAUGAGCACGGAAGGGGGAUGGACAUGUGCAGCAUCAACCCGGCCCAUCUGGGCAAGAAGUAUAGAUAUGCCUAUGCCUGUGGGGCCCAAAGGCCGUGCAACUUCCCCAACACCCUUACAAAGAUCGAUUUGGUGAAGAAGAAGGCUAAGAACUGGCACGACGAGGGCGCAGUGCCUUCAGAGCCCUUUUUUGUAGCCAAACCUGGAGCUACCGAGGAGGAUGACGGCGUGGUCAUAUCCAUCGUCAGCGCGGAUAACGGGGAAGGUUACGCGCUAGUCCUGGAUGGGUCCACCUUCGAGGAGAUCGCACGAGCCAGAUUCCCCUAUGGGCUUCCUUAUGGGCUUCACGGGUGCUGGGUUCCAAAAGAGGCUCUGUAAGGUGGUGUCGCCGAAGCACCACAUUGUAUAGCUUGUACCGGGCGGAAGCCCCGUCAUUUAGCUCGAAUAUGAGACGGGAAUAGGAAUCGACAAAUGUGUGCAAUAUUGCAUGGAGGGCCUUCGACUCGUGUACGUACGCUACUUCAAGAUGGUCGAGGGAUCACUUCUGUGGGGGAUUUGUUCGAACAACUUGAUUGUAAUACAUGCUCAAGCGUUGAUUGCUGUACUGUGUAUAACAUGUGUAAUCUCCAGAUGCAUGGGAUGAAGUAUAAGUACGUACUUAUUCUAUAUUUUUAUCAUAUGAAUUGCAAA